AUGUGGAGGCUCAAGGUUGCAGAUGGAGGCAAUGAUCCCUACAUCGACAGCACCAACAACUUCGUGGGAAGACAGAUAUGGGAGUUUGAUCCUGACUAUGGAACCCCAGACGAGCGAGCUGAGGUCGAAGCAGCUAGAGAAAAUUUCUGGAAAAAUCGGUUUCAGGUUAAGCUCAGCAGUGAUCUUCUCUGGCGAAUGCAGAAAAUGUGGAGGCUCAAGGUUGCAGAUGGAGGCAACGAUCCCUACAUCGACAGCACCAACAACUUCGUGGGAAGACAGAUAUGGGAGUUUGAUCCUGACUAUGGAACCCCAGAAGAGCGAGCUGAGGUCGAAGCAGCUCAAGAAAAUUUCUGGAAAAAUCGGUUUCAGGUUAAGCUCAGCAGUGAUCUUCUCUGGCGAAUGCAGUUUGCAAGGGAGAACCCAUGUGUCACAAACUUGCCACAAAUCAAAGUUCAAGAUUUGGAAGAAGUGACGGAGGAGGUGAACGAAGAUGGAGGUUGGGGGCUACACAUUGAGGGCCCGAGCACCAUGUUUGGUACUGUGCUAAACUAUGUUACUCUAAGAUUGCUUGGUGAAGCAGAUUUUGGUGCAGAAGGAGCUAUCUUCUUCGUGGUAGCUCAUCAUAGAAUUUAUUGUAGAGCACCGUAG
Molecule: messenger RNA, 648 nt
Organism: Vitis riparia (riverbank grape)
Lineage: Eukaryota; Viridiplantae; Streptophyta; Magnoliopsida; Vitales; Vitaceae
Product: lupeol synthase-like
Exons: 4
Coding region: 1-648 (215 amino acids)
Biological process (GO): triterpenoid biosynthetic process
Cellular component (GO): lipid droplet
Molecular function (GO): intramolecular transferase activity
Source: RefSeq, a predicted model, not a curated record